GUGUGCGUGGAUGGAUGGAUAGUAGCCUGUACCACCGGGCUGUGCUGUAUGAAGCUGAUGCUGCUGGAGGAGCGCACACACACCUACACACACACACACACGCGCGCGCGCACUGACUGAGAGUGUGUGAGCCAGUCAGUCAGUCAGUGUGAGUGUGUGAGCCAUGUUGGAUGUGAAUGAACGAGAGGAGAGAUGCUGCUGCUGCCGCCGCGCCGCUCCUAACGCUCACACCUCCAGCUCUACGGACCACAGCGGGUAGAUGCCAACUCUCCAGGCCGACGCAGAGACGGGGGAGCCUGGGGGAAGGUGUCGGGCGGUGCCGGCGGUGCUGGAACUGGUCACCUAGCCGGAACGAGAGAGGGAGAGAGAGCGAGAGAGAGAGAGAGAGAGAAAGAGAAAGAGAGAGAAGUAACGGUGGAAAAGGAAAGACGCACUUAGAGAGACGGGAAGAGAGAAAAGGCAGAGGUGAGGGAGAAAGGAGGGGACAGACGGAGAAAGGAAGAGACUAAAUGGCUGCACUGCUGUCGGGCUUCACCCCGCUCCUGCUCUCGUCUCUGGCUCUCCACUUGCUUCUCCUCGGCCCUUUGUUUGCCCUCACCCCGGGGACGGGGAUCACAGGAGGGGAUUCCACCCUAUGGACCCCGGGCCUCUGUCAUCGAGACGCCGGUAAAGUGAGCCAGGAGCAACAGCGGCAGCGGAGCGAGGAAGCAGGAGAGUCACAGACUGGCAGCUGGUGUCUACGCCCAGGCAGGUGGAGCGUAGAGCGGAUACACACUGAUGGAAGCUCUGGAGUGCAGCGAGCUGGAGGUUUUAAACAGGACGGGACAAGGAGGGAGAGACUGAAACAAGCCGGGACGCUUUGGAGGAAGUGGAGUGGCGAUGGUCCAGUAUUUCCACCCUCUCCUCCCCCUCUCCCCCCAGGUAUUCGGAGCAGGAGCUCAGAUGGCGUCAGCUCUGGGGAGGGAACGGAGAGAGGGAGGAUGGAGAGGAGGAAGGGCGUUGUUUCCUCUCCCGGUUCACCUGCUUUCACUUCGUCGCCGGUUCAAAGCGGCAAGAAACGGUCAGUACAAAGGACUAGAGAGUGCGAGCAACGCUGGCCGGCGUCAAGGCCACACCUCACUAAACGUGGCGGCGCCAGAGCCUUUGUGCACGCCUCUGGUCUGCGUGGGGCACCCGGAAGUCGAGGGAAGACGCCGGUAGAGGAGUUGCAGAGGGCUUAUGAGGUGAAGAAGCCUUUGGGCUCACGGUGCUCUCCGACAUCUGAGCAUCUCUGCUGGUUUUCACUCUCUAGCUCUGUUGCCAACAAACCCUCACUGGGCCACAUGCCAACCGGUGGCUCUUGUUGCAUUCCCCCUCUUUAUGGAUACAGUUCACCAAAUGCUCAGGCUUCAAACCACACCUUCAGAUUUAAUCUGAGCAUCACUAAAAAAUCGGACCAUAUCCGGAGAUCAAAUGUGGUCCAUAUCUGUCAUUUUCCAGCUUACAAUUCCUUCCAGAUCUGUGACAGAGAUAAAACGCAGCCACAUCCUGGUUACAGGAACAGCUGCAACAACAAGGCUGUUGAUGGUGAUGGGGGCUCAACCAGUAAUUGUUCUGAUUUGGACAAGAACAAUGUUAUCGACCUUAGCAGCAACAACGAAGGGGGUGAUGAUAGUUGUUUGACUGGGUGCAGGAGGGAGAGGAGUGAAGGGCAUAAGGAGGAGGGGAAGGAAGUGCACAGGUGUAACACAGUGAUUAACCUCUGUACCAGGGGGCACAUGGGAUGCUGUGAGCCACCUUUCCAUUACGCAAAGUAUAGGUACAGAUAUACCAAAAUUAGGAAUGAAGGGAGGGUCAUUAAUUAUAGGAAAGAGGGAAAUUAUGGAGGGGGGGUGAAACAAGGCAACCAACAGAUUCAUUUAUGCAAUUAUCCGGAUAAUGAUUUGGUUUUCUCAAUUCUGUCGCUUCUAUCUAGGGUUAAUAAUGAGCUUCGACAUGGGAAAUCAGCACCACAAACUAAAGGGCAGAGCAGGCAAACCCAGGGAGAGAGCAGGGUGUUUCCCGGUGCUUGUUUCGGCUGUUUGGACAGAAUAGAAAUGGGGGAUGGAUAUUUAGCUGAGUUUAUGGUCCCCGAGGGAGGCAUAGCUCAGAGAAAUCUCCCCAUCCAAUUUACCCCCAGCAACAUAACCGGGACGCAUGGCCAACAUGUUUUAUCCAGCAACAGCACAAUUCAGGAAAUCACAUUAAACUACCCUGGCCCGGUGCUCAACACGCCUAUCAACAGACACACGGAUGAUUAUGCAGUCGAUGGAAAACUAUACAAACCACUUCAACUGUCUGCAGUACACACUUGUGAAACAGAGCCUCUUGGUGACUCUGGCUUUUUCUCACCUGCUGAACUUCCCGUUAAACCUCAUAGUAAUGUUUUGUCAGCCACAUCUCAUUCUGCAAGUGGAAUAAAACCUCGUCUUCUCACAACAGCAAAUCACACCACAGAGUUUUCAGUACCACGGACAGCGCCACUCGACUCUCUGAGUGUGUUUUUGUGGAGCUCUUUCAACUCUAACAAAAACAACAAUAACAACAAUGAAGAGGAGAAGGGAACUGAUGUGGUAAAUGGACAAAGUCGUGGAUCUGAAAUGGAAAAAUCUUUGUGGCACGCUCUUCCACAGCAGCCAAACCUGUGGGAGAGCGCACCGCAUGACAUAGUUCAAGCGGCGUGCGCUGACAGCAUUUCCACUGACUCUUCAGCCACUGAGCACCGGGAUCAGGCACACAUGCAAUUAAAAUCCGGUAAGCAAGUGCCUUUAGAGCUAGAACGUGUCAGACAGUCGCAUAUGCAGCAGAUGGGGGCUGAGGGAGGAAGAGAGAAGGAGGGAGAGUGGGUAGGAGAGGGCUUGGAGGGGUCCGCUGCUGUUGAUGCUGCUGCUGCUGGGGGAGGAAAAUUACAGGUGGGGGAGGGCAAAAGAGAGGCGCGGCUGAUGGGAGGGAGAGAACCAAGGGGAGAGGAGGCGGAGUGGGAGAGGGAAAAGGGAAUAACAAAGGCAAGCCAGGCAGAGGAGAGAGAGAGAGAAGCAGAGAGAGGGAAGGGUCAGGACAGGGGCACCAGCACCACCGGCAUCACACAACUAAAUAGCAAAAGGGAGAAAAAAGAUAGCAAGGCGGAUGAAAGCCAUGAGGAGGGAGAGGUGGAUGGGGAGAAAGAUGAGGAGGGGAGGCAUAGCUCAAGGGGAGAGAGGAGUCUGGAGCGACUGAUAAUGGUAGCAGAUGAUGAAACCUCACAGGGAGAGAGGGAGAGGAAAACGCUGAUGCCAGGGCCUCGCUCACGGCGUGCAGCCAACAGACAUCCCCAUUUCUCCCUGUACAACUACCAAGUACAAGUGGCUGAGAACCAGCCACCUGGCACAUCAGUCAUCAUCAUGUCUGCCUCAGACCAAGAUGCAGGAGAUGCAGGCAGAGUCAGUUACACAAUGUCCCCACUGAUGAACAGUCGCUCAUCGGACUACUUCCACAUCCACCCAGACACAGGACUCAUCACCUCCACUCAGAUUCUUGACAGAGAACACAUGGAUCUACAUUACUUCCGGGUCACAGCAACUGAUUAUGGCUCCCCUCGUCUUUCUGGCACCACAAUGGUUGCUAUAACUGUGGCAGACCGUAAUGACCAUUCUCCAAUAUUUGAACAGACAGAGUACAGGGAGACAAUCAGGGAGAAUGUAGAGGAAGGCUAUCCCAUCUUACAGCUCAGAGCAACAGAUUCAGACUCCCCAUCCAAUGCUAAUAUUCGUUACCGGUUUGUUGGCGACACAGCUACAAUAGCACGAUCGGCCUUUGAGAUUGACCCACGCUCUGGCCUCAUUACAACCCGUGGAGCAGUGGACCGAGAAACAAAUGAACACUAUACUCUCCAGGUGGAGGCCAGUGACCAGGGAAAAGACCCGGGACCACGCUCUGCCACUGUCAAAGUUUUCAUCACUGUGCUGGAUGAAAAUGACAAUGUGCCACAAUUCAGUGAAAAGCGAUACGUGGUGGCAGUGAAGGAGGAUGUACGGCCUCACACUGAGAUCCUUCGUGUCAGUGCGACAGACCGGGACAAAGACAGUAAUGCUGCAGUUCACUACAACAUAAUCAGCGGUAACAGUCGUGGUCAGUUUUCCAUUGACAGUGUCACAGGUGAGAUCCAGGUGGUGGCACCACUGGACUAUGAGUCUGAACGGGAGUACACACUCCGUGUUCGAGCACAGGACAAUGGCCGCCCGCCUCUCUCUAACAACACUGGGAUUGUGAGUGUACAAGUGACAGACGUUAAUGACAACCCCCCAAUCUUUGUCUCCACGCCAUUCCAGGCAUCUGUGCUUGAGAGUGCCCCUGUUGGUAGCUCUAUCCUCCACAUCCAGGCAAUUGAUACAGAUUCUGCUGAUAAUGCUCGCCUGGAGUACAGGUUAACUGGUACCGGCUCUGACACACCCUUUGUUAUCAAUUCUGCCACAGGCUGGGUCACAGUCCGCUCCAUUCUGGACCGAGAAAGUGUAGAACACUAUUUCUUUGGCGUGGAGGCCAGGGAUUAUGGGAUGCCGCCACUUUCGGCUACAGCGAGUGUUACCAUUACAGUGAUGGAUGUUAAUGACAACCGCCCCGAGUUCCUCCAGAAGGAGUACUAUGCUCGCCUGAAUGAGGAUGCUUCAGUCGGUACCAGUGUAGUGACUGUGACGGCAAUAGACCGUGAUGUCAACAGCGCGGUGACGUAUCAAAUAACGGGAGGAAACACCAGAAACCGCUUUGCUAUCAGCACAGCCGGAGGGGCUGGACUUCUCUCCUUAGCCCUCCCACUGGACUACAAACAGGAGCGGCGUUAUGUUCUCACAGUCACCGCCUCAGAUCGCACGCUCCACGACACCUGCCAAGUACAUGUCAACAUCACAGAUGCCAAUACACAUCGGCCUGUAUUCCAGAGUGCCCACUACUCUGUUAGUGUGAAUGAGGAUCAGCCACCUGGAAGCACUGUGGUUGUGAUCAGUGCCACAGAUGAUGAUGUUGGUGAAAAUGCGCGAAUCACAUACUUCCUUGAGGAUAACAUCCCACAAUUCCGCAUUGACCCAGCAACAGGAGCUAUAACCCUCCAAGCAGAGCUGGAUUAUGAGGAUCAGAUGACCUACACUUUGGCCAUAACGGCUAAAGAUAAUGGCAUACCACAGAAGGCAGAUACUACUUAUGUUGAGGUCAAUGUUAAUGAUGUGAAUGACAAUGCGCCACAGUUCCUCAGCCCUAGAUAUCAGGGAACAGUGAGUGAAGAUGCUCCUCCCUUUACCAGUGUCCUCCAAAUCUCUGCCACAGACCGCGAUGCACACGCCAACGGUCGCGUUCAGUACACCUUUCAAAAUGGCGAGGACGGGGACGGAGAUUUCACCAUUGAACCUACAUCUGGCAUUGUACGAACAGUCAGACGUUUAGACCGCGAAAGUGUGCCAUUCUACGAGCUGACCGCUUAUGCUGUAGAUCGUGGUGUGCCACCUCAGCGGACUCCAGUUCACAUCCAGGUGACAGUUCUGGAUGUGAACGACAACGCCCCCGUUUUCCCUGCUGAUGACUUUGAAGUUUUAGUGAAGGAAAACAGUGCAGUGGGCUCUGUGGUGGCCCAGAUCACAGCCACUGACCCGGAUGAGGGCGCAAAUGCCCAGAUCAUGUAUCAAAUUGUGGAGGGUAACAUUCCUGAAAUCUUCCAGAUGGAUAUCUUUUCAGGGGAGCUCACUUCCCUUAUUGAUCUUGACUAUGAGGCCCGAAAUGAGUAUGUCAUUGUAGUGCAGGCUACAUCAGCACCUCUAGUCAGCAGAGCCACUGUGCGGAUCCGACUGGUGGACCAGAAUGACAAUCGGCCCACACUGCGCGACUUCCAAAUUAUUUUCAACAACUUUGUGUCCAAUCGCUCAAACAGUUUCCCUAGCGGGGUAAUCGGGAGGGUACCCGCCUACGACCCCGAUGUGUCAGACAGGCUGUACUACACCAUUGACAGGGGGAACGAGCUUCACCUGCUGCUCCUGAAUCACACCAGUGGAGAGAUCCGACUGAGCCGAAAACUGGAUAACAACAGGCCUCUGGUGGCUCCCAUGCUGAUCACCGUCACGGAUGGUGUCCACAGCAUAUCGGCCCAGUGCAUCCUCCGUGUUCUCAUCAUCACCGAGGACAUGCUGGGAAGCAGCGUCACUGUCCGUCUCCAGAACAUGUCCCAGGAGCACUUCUUGUCACCAUUGCUGGGUAACUUCCUGGAAGGUGUGUCGGCCGUGCUCUCAGUGCCCGUCGAGGACGUUUUCAUCUUCAACAUCCAGCCAGACUUGGACGCGGCGCCUGGAGGGAUCCUGAACAUCAGCUUCUCUGCUGCUUUACCUGGUGGAAACUUCUUCCCUUCUGAAGCAUUGGAGGAGCAGCUGUACCUGAACAGGCUGAGGCUGACAUCACUGACACAGAUGGAGGUUCUUCCAUUUGACGACAACGUUUGUCUGCGUGAGCCGUGCCAGAACUACAUGAAGUGCAUCUCGGUGCUGCGCUUCAACAGCUCUGCCCCCUUCAUCUCCUCAACCUCCAUCCUGUUCCGGCCCAUCCACCCCAUCGCGGGCCUGCGCUGCCGAUGCCCCGUGGGCUUCACGGGGGAUUACUGUGAGACGGAGAUCAACCUGUGUUACUCCAACCCCUGCCUGAACGGAGGGGUGUGUGCCCGCAGAGAGGGAGGUUACACCUGCAUCUGCCGGGAAGACUUCACCGGUGACCGCUGUGAGUUUGACCGGCGUCAGGGCAGAUGUGUACCAGGUGUGUGUCUUAAUGGAGGAACAUGUCGAGAGCUUUCCGGUGGAGGUUUCCGCUGUGAGUGUCCUGCAGGAGGCUACGAGCGACCUUACUGCACCGUCACCGCCCGAUCCUUCCCACCCAAGUCCUUUGUCAUGUUCCGGGGCCUCAGACAGAGAUUCCAUCUCUCUAUCUCAUUAACUUUUGCCACGCUGGAGAACAGUGGUCUGCUCUUCUAUAAUGGACGCUUCAAUGAGAAACAUGACUUUGUUGCCUUGGAGAUCCAUGAAGGACAGGUGGUGCUCAAAUAUUCUACAGGUGAAACAUCCACUCAGGUGAGUCCCUUCCUGCACGGCGGCGUGAGCGAUGGAAACUGGCACACAGUUCACAUCCACUAUUACAACAAGCCUGCUACACGUUAUCCGAAGCGCAGUAUGAGUGGUGAGGCCCAGGGUCCGUCGGAUGAGAAGAUUGCUGUGGUGAGCAUAGACGACUGCGAUACGGCCUUGUCUCUUCGCUUUGGUACACAGCUCGGAAAUUAUAGCUGCGCUGCACAAGGCAAACAGACCAGCAGCAAGAAGUCUCUGGAUCUGACUGGUCCAUUGUUUCUGGGUGGAGUUCCCAAUGUACCAGACAACUUCCCGUUUGGUGCCCGGGAGUUUAUUGGCUGUAUGAAGGAGCUACACAUUGACAACAAGCCUCUGGACUUGGCUGGAUUUAUAGCAAACAAUGGAACUGUUCCUGGCUGCAGUGCCAAACUGGCUUUUUGCAAGUCCAACCCCUGUCAGAAUGGCGGAACGUGCAGUGUGAGCUGGGAGACUUUCUCCUGUGACUGUCCACUGGGGUACGGAGGAAAGGACUGUAGCCAUGUGUUGCCACACGCCCACCGCUUCCUGGGUAACAGUGCCCUCUGGUGGGACCUGAAGAAUGACGUGACCAUUUCCACGCCGUGGUACCUGGGAUUGGUGUUCAGAACCAGAGCGCAACAGGGGACGCUGCUGCAGGCUCAGGCCGGACAGUACACCAGCCUGCUGUUCCAGGUGAUAAACGGUCAGCUGGUGUUCUCGGUGACCCGCGGUUCGACCAGACCGGUGCGUUUGCGGUUGGACCAGGUUCAGGUGGCAGACGGCCGAUGGCAUGAUCUCCAGCUGGAGCUGCGAGAUGUCCACAGUGGCCGCGAGACCCGUUACGUUGCCACGCUUCGGCUGGACUUUGGACUAUAUCAGGGAACAGUGAUAGUGGGAAAUGAGAUUCAUGGUUUGAAGGUGAAACAUCUGCAUGUGGGAGGAGUUCUGGGAUCUGGAGAGGUUCAGAACGGGAUAAGAGGAUGCAUACAGGGUGUCCGAUUGGGUGUCCGGCCUGACUCCCCUCCCUUGCCCCGCCCAUCAAAAUCUGUCAAAGCAGAGAUCGGGUGCACCGUUGGAAAUCCCUGUGUCUCGUCUCCAUGCCCCGCCCACAGCCGCUGUUCCGACCAAUGGGAGCGGCAUGCUUGUAUCUGUGAAUCUGGUUACUAUGGUAGAGGCUGCACUGACGCUUGUCACCUGAAUCCGUGUGAAAACGAGGCUCGGUGCCACAGGAAACCCAGCUCUUCCCAUGGAUACACCUGUGACUGUGGAGACAACCAUUAUGGGCAGUACUGCCAACACAGGAUUGAUCACCAGUGUCCCAGAGGCUGGUGGGGGUCACCGUCCUGUGGACCGUGUCACUGUGACGCCAAUAAAGGUUUUGACCCUGACUGUAACAAGACCAGCGGACACUGUCACUGCAAGGAGUUUCACUAUCACCCACGAGGCUCUGACACGUGCCUGCCGUGUGACUGCUACCCAGUCGGUUCUUUCUCACGGUCAUGUGACCCAGAAACCGGCCAGUGUCAGUGCAGGCCCGGCGUCAUUGGUCGUCAGUGCAACUCAUGUGACAGUCCCUUUGCUGAGGUCACAAAUUCAGGCUGUGACGUCAUUUAUGAUGGUUGCCCAAAGACCAUCACUCAGGGGAUCUGGUGGCCUCGGACCAAGUUCAACCUGCCAGCUGCAGUGCCUUGCCCCAAAGGCUCUGUUGGUGCAGCCAUUAGACACUGUGAUGCAGAGAGAGGAUGGCUGGAGCCCGACCUUUACAACUGCACCUCACCUCCAUUUGUGGAGCUCAAUGUUGCGCUUGAUUCUCUGGAGCGUAAUGAGACGGAGCUGAACACCAUCAUGGAGAAGAAGCUUGCCCACCAGCUCCGCGACGUCACUGAGGCAACCACCCGUCUCUACGGCAAUGACUUGCAGAUUGCCGAACGACUGCUCUCUCGCCUCCUGACCUUCGAGGGCCAACAAACGGGCUUCGGACUCACGGCGACACAGGACGCGCACUUCAAUGAGAACAUUCUGCGAGGCUGCAGCGUGCUGUUGGGACCCGCCACCUCUGGCCUCUGGCGGGCUCUUGCUCAGAGUCAGAACCACAUCCCAGGUGGAGGUCCAGCUGAGCUAACAGAGCUGCUGGAACAAUACACCCAGACUCUGGCUCAGAACAUGAAGCUCACAUAUCUCAACCCUGUGGCUCUGGUUGCUCCAAACAUAGUCAUGAACCUGGACCGCGUUGACAACCACACCCAUGUGCGGCGGCGUUUCCCACGUUACCACACCACCCUGUUUCGCGGGCAGACCGUGUGGGAUCCGAACACUCAUGUAAUACUGCCCCCUGCUGCCCUGGUGCCACAACGACAGCAACAGCACAACUGGAAGGAGAAGGAGCGGACGGAUAAAGAACCCCCAGCUUCUCAGAACGCUGCUCCAGUGCCUGUUAGCACAGCAGCCAAUCAGACAGGAGAAUACACUGCAGCCAGGCGCACUGUCUCACUGCCAGAGCCACCUCUCACCAUCAUCAUCUUGUUGAUCUAUCGCAGUCUGGGUGCGGCUCUUCCUCCCAAGUAUCACACAGACCGACGAGGAGUGAGGCUUCCCAGACACCCAGUAAUGAACUCCCCAGUGGUCACUGUUUCUGUCUACAAUAACCAGACGUUUGUGGGUGGACACUUGGACCAGCCCAUUCUGCUUGAGUUCAAGCUGCUGGAGACGACGAAUCGCAGUAAGCCACUGUGUGUGCAGUGGAACUACAGCAACCAUUAUGAGAUAGGAGGAUGUUGGACGGUGAGGGAUUGUACGGUGGUGUACAGGAACACGUCUCACGUCCGCUGUCAGUGCCAGAGACUCGGCACCUUCGGUGUGCUGAUGGACAGCUCACAGAGAGAGCAGUUGGAGGGGGAUUUGGAGAUGCUGGCGCUGGUCACGUACUCUUCUCUGUGUGUCUCAAUGUUGGCCCUCCUCCUCACUGUGCUGGUGCUCUCCUGCCUCCACGGCCUCAAGUCCAAUACCAGGAGCAUCCAUUCAAACACAGCAGCAGCCAUGUUUUUAUCUGAGCUGGUUUUCCUGGCUGGGGUCAAUCAGACUGAACAGCAGUUUCUGUGCACAGUCGUCGCCAUCCUGCUGCAUUACUUUUUCAUGUCCACGUUUGCUUGGAUGUUCGUGGAGGGCCUUCAUAUCUACCGAAUGCAGACUGAGCAGCGCAACAUCAACUACGGAGCCAUGAGAUUCUACUAUGCCAUUGGCUGGGGUGUGCCCGCCAUUAUCACAGGUCUGGCAGUGGGAUUAGACCCAGAGGGUUAUGGGAACCCAGACUUUUGUUGGAUUUCUAUCUACGACAAACUCAUCUGGAGCUUCGCUGGUCCUGUUGCCAUUGUCAUACUGCUGAAUGGAGGGAUUUUCAUGAUUGUGGCCAAGAUGUCCUGCAACCCGUCACAGAAGGAGACUAAGAAGCUCCCGGUCAUUGCAACUAUCCGCAACGCCUUUCUGCUGUUGCUGGUCGCGACCUCCACUUGGCUGUGUGGCCUCAUGGCUGUGAACAACAGCAUCCUUGCAUUCUACUACAUAUUUAAUGUCCUUUGCCUCGUGCAGGGUCUGUCGGUGAUGCUGGUGUUCACCGUGUUCAACCCAGAGUUUCAGGAAGCCUGGAGAGUCGCAUGUCUGGGUAAGAAGGGCCCUGUAGAAGACCCACCAAGACCAGCACAGAGCACAGCUCAGAAUCCAUAUCACAAUGCAUCUCUGUUGGAGCAGAGUGGGCUGCACCGCAUCACCCUGGGAACAUCCACCGUCUCGUCUGUCAGCUCUGCCAGAGAAAAUCUUUUGGCUCGUCAAACUCUGGAGCAAAAUAUCGUCCACACUGGUGCGACAGACCUGGACGUAGCCAUGUUCCAUAGAGACGGAGGUGAGGACUCAGACUCGGAUUCAGACCUUUCCAUGGAAGAGGAGCGCAGUCUCUCCAUCCCUUCCUCGGAGAGUGAGGAUAACGUCCGACUCCGUGGGCGCAUCCAGCGGAGAUUCAAACGCUCCAAUCACAGUGAGCGCCUGCUCACUGAGCCCGCCCACAAUGGCACCAAAGAUCUGGACGGAAAUGACCUUCUGUCCUAUUGGCCAGCAUUGGAAGAGAGUGACACACAAAGCCUGCAAAAGUGGGGCUCAGAGCGCCCCCUGGGAGGAGAUUACAGCAAGGACGCUGCCAACAACAACCAGGCUGAUGCAGCUCUGACCAGUGGUGAUGAGAAUGGUCUCACCCAGACACACAGGCACCGCAAGGGUAUCUUAAAGAACCGUCUCGGCUGUCCUCCAGCCCUCCAGGGUCUAUCCACUGUGGGCCGAGUCCCCAGUGAGCUUAACUGGUACAGAACCUCCACUCUGGGUCACAGAGGUGUCCCUGCUGCCUCCUACGGCCGCAUGUACUCUGCCACUUCUGGUGCUGGUGGAGGUACGGGCUCUCUUUCACAGCCAGGUUCACGCUACUCCUCCAGGGAGCAUCUGGACUCACUUGCCAGGAGGCAGCUGUCCAGAGAUCCACUUGGCAGGCAGACGGUCGGGGGAUCAAGGGAUCGACUGGACUCUCGGGGUUCCAGGGACAAUCUGGAUCUCUUACCCAGGAGAAGAGAGCUGGGGCUGGGACAGGGAACGGGGCUGGGGGGCCUGGGACUCGAACACCAGCGAGUCUCCUCAUCUAGAGAAAAUUUGACAGGAUCCAGGGACAGACUGGACAACCAUCACACGGGCAGUGUCCAUGCCUCCAGAGAGGACUUGAGUGGAAAUGGGGGGGCUGUUGGAGUGGAAAUUGACGGAUACCUCAGUGGAUCGAGGUCGCAGCUGAACACGCAGACUCGACGGCAGACCUCAUCCCGCGAGCACCUAGCAGGGUCGAUGAUGAGCAGCAGGUCCAGGGAUCAGCUGGACACCAACGGAGUGGGAGCCCUGGCUCAACCGUGUCGCGAGUGGCUUCGUACUCUGCCUCCCCGUCAGCCCUCACACCCUGACCAGCCUCCCUCCUCCUCUCCUCCUCCCCCAAUCUCUGAGGAGCCUCAGCAAGAGCAAGUCCCUCCUCCAGGUCAUGUGAGAGGACGACUGGACUCAGCUCCUCCAUGUAGGUAUCCUGGUCAGACUGUUCCCCAGGUCACAGGUUCAACUUUAAACCCACUAGGUCGACAGCCAUCUAGUGAACACCUGGACAUUCUGUCCUCCAUCCUAGCAUCUUUCAAUCCCACUGUCCUCACUCCUCCUUCCGCCGCCUCUAACCCAGGACCAAAUGGCUCCGCCCAUGGACCCUCCCCCCCUCCAUCACAGUCUGCCACCUCCCACAGCAUCUCUGAAGUCUCCCCUGACUCCGAAGCCAACAGAAGUGAAGGACAGUCUUGAUGACAGCCUCCAUAACCCUUUAUGCAUUGAGGUAGUGCCCAUCUGAUACAAGCUCCGAUGUCAUAAAUGGUCCUGAACCACUGAGACGUCAGAGGAUUGGAAACAAACUUGAGGCAGGAGAGACACAGACUGGAUAAAGACAGAGAGUUUGCUUGUUGAGUUUAAGAUCAUGUUUGUGGGCAGAAUGUACUGUAAAAAAUAAGUUUUUGAGUCUUUCAGCCUUCAAUAGUCUUUCUCUGGACAAUACGACAACCACCUCUACUACCUAAAAACUGUUAAACACAAACUCCUCAGAUUUCCAACUCAAAUGUCAGUCUAAUCCAGACAAUAUCUGUCUAAAAGAAAAAAAGAAAAGACUGUAAAUAACAUUUUUUAUACAUUUUGUAUCUUUUUCAUUGGAGAUGAAGAAGAAAUCUCUUGUGAUGUUUUCCUUUUUUUAAAAUGAUUGUGUCCAUGUGAGGUUGUGAGUGAGGUUGGUACGAGUGCAGCGUUGUUUGUUGCUGAGGGAACCGUUUUCCCCUGCAAUGGAAAAAGACCCAGUAAAACCUAAAUUUUCUCCCCCCCCGAAAACAGUUUUCCUCAGAGACUUUUCUGCAAACUCACCAACUUUGUGUAUACUAACGUCAUGGGCCCAGCAAUAGUAUCUGAUGAGAUUGUCAAAACACAAAAUGUGACCGAAGGCAGAAUAUCAAAGUAAUGAAAAGUGAUUGUAAAUAGAGGAAGGGAUUAUAUUAAGAGAAGAGAUUUGAUGGGGUGAAAUGAUUGUGCAGAAUAAGAUAAAACAUCACAGGACGUUGGUGCUUCAGCUGUUAAAAGUUCAGUCACAAGUGUCAAAUGAUCAGCUCUUUCAGGAGAAUUUGCUGUUUUGUGAUCCACUGUAUAUGAAAGUGACCUUGUCAUUUGUCGGUGUGUCUUUGUGCCUGGUGCUGUCUGAACCACAACAUAUCAGUAAACUGAAAUGACAAGACCAUAUCUUCAGUAUUUUGGGGACCUGUCAGGUGAAAGUAGAUGUAACGUGUAACAACCAUUGAAGGCUCCUCAAGGCAUUCUGAAUUUUUGAUGCAUCAUGACCACAGAACAAACUGAAUGUUUUUACGCAGCAUCCAGAAGACGUAUCUAUCGAAGCUUCUUGAGCAGAAAUUUGUGCAAAUCCAAGCCAAAGGGACAAGUGCUUAAAAUCACUUUAGAGCAUUCCACAUUUUCUGUGAUGAAAUUAACGUGUGCAGUGAAAACUAUAGAUGUAAUUCAGUUUUAUUUGAAUGAUUUUUCCUUUUAUUGACUGUUUGUGCCAUUGAAAUGCAUUAAGAUUCGUUUGUAAUCGGACCAAUCAGUCUUUGCCUAAGUGUAUAUCAUCAGCUCAUGUCUGUAACACAUGAAUCCAUGCCAUACUUGUUUUAACUUGCUAAGCAAAACACCGGUGCUAGGAAUUUACCUCAGAGUAUCAGUUAUCUAUGGCACACUUCACAGUUUAAAAUUGGUUCAGUGAAACAUCCAACAUUUUAUGUCAUCACUGAAGAGGUCCACAUCACAACACAGUGAUGCAGAUUUGCUGUCAUUGUUUAAGCUGCUGUAAGGAGAUGAGAUCCAGCAUUGCUUCUGCAGCAUGUCACUAGCUUGCAGAGGAGAAGACAAGAGAGAAAAGUAGACGAGAUGCCAGUUAUGUCAGUGAUAAAAAGCCUCUUAAGUGGUUUUGAGAUGCAGGUCUUUCCGUGAGCAGCUGCAAACACUGAAUUCAGGCAUGAAGGAAACAUCACACAAACAUUUGUAAGCAGAGAAGACAGUCACCAAUCUGGAGAGGGAUUAAAACAUUUUGAAUAACAAAAAUAUUUUUUUAGCAAAAAGGGAAAAAAAAAGCCUGAAUGAGUUUUUCUGCUCCGCCGAAUUAUGUUUUCUGUGUCUAAACUGAAACUUCUGAAAUCCUUGUGGCUGACAGGUAGGAAAUACUUGAGAAGGGCAAGAGAAGAAUUGAAGAUAGAACAUUGGAAUAAAUCAACACAAUAAGUGUAAAUAAAAAAUGCAACUUUGGAUGGAGGACAAAUUAGGGAGAAAACCAUGAUGGUGCAUAACAUAACCACAGAGGGGGACGGUGUGGACCUUAAUUAUUACGAAGAAUAAAAGAACACAGAGAGACGGACGGACACACAGACAGUGGAAAUAAACAUACACUUCUCCUAAGUGCAUAUCUCACUGCUCUGAUUGUUGCUCUGUCAUUUCCAUGUCAGUGGGAUGUGACAUGUGAACCUAUUCAUGACAACAUUGUUGGUAAAGUGUGCUCCUGCAAGAGAACUCCACUGACUCUCCUCUUCUUACACCAAAAAACAGGUCAAUUCCCCUCUGUCUCUAUCAUUGUCAUUUAUUUUUUCACAGAAACACAUUUCUUCUGAUAAUACCUUUAACUUGUACAGACAUGAGAUUUAUUUUAUUUAUUUAUUUAUUUAUUUAUUUAUUUAUUUAUAAUUCACUGGAUUAAUUAUUUAUGUCGCUAUUUUGUACGAGAGGUGUUGUUAAAGAUUUAUUUAUAUGUGUUUUGUUUGUUUUUUUGCUCCAAUGAUGCUUUUGUUUACAUGUAAUGUUUUCUUAGGAUCUUGGGUUUCUCACUGCAACAACUUCACAGAUGGAGGACAAGAAAGGAAAGGAAAUGUUUUGGUUGAAAUGUCUAUUUACACACAGAAUUACAAUCAAAUGUAGAAAAAAGUAUUUACUGAGCUUUCAAAUUAAAAAAAAAGAAAAUUGGAUUUAAAAGGUUAAUAAACUGGUUUUCUUUACUGACUCUCAGGUGCAGAUGGCUGGAAUAAUAUUCAUUCAGGCCAGACAUUUUUACAUGUAACAGAGGAAAAACACAGGUAGAAAUAAUGUUAUCAGGAACACCUGUGCCUUUCCCACUGUGACAGUCAAUGCCUGCUGUGAAUUGUCUCCAGACAGAAUGUCAAAACAUGUAAACACAUCUGUACCUUUUAAAGCUUAAUCCUGGUGUAAAUAGUUCAGUUAAAUCCCAGAUCAAACCUUUUUUCUCCCCCCACCACAUUUAGAGUUCCAAGGCUGAAGCUUCACAAGCACAACAUCAGCUUAUUGACUGGUUAUGUAUCGGCUUUAACACGCGCAGACUGCUGUGAAUACAAUGAUAAAAAGAAACUGCAGCUUCAGCUUAAUGUAGUUUGGACUAAUGCGAGUCAAACAGGUGAGGGAGAUUAAAGAACUGUGAAAAAAGAACAGAAGAAAGAAACGGAGUGAGAACCAACGUGGAGAGCAGGAGGAGGAGUUGGAGGGAUGACAGAUUGUCUUUGUUGACUUGUGUGUUUCUUAUGGGAUGGCUUCUAUCCCGCCGUCAACAAGGGGACGGCAGCAUGGAAACAGCUUUUCCCUGUUGCAGCAGAAACAAGAAAAAUGUUGGACAUUAAAAAAAAACGACUUAUUCCUAAAA
Molecule: messenger RNA, 15888 nt
Organism: Solea senegalensis (Senegalese sole)
Lineage: Eukaryota; Metazoa; Chordata; Actinopteri; Pleuronectiformes; Soleidae
Gene: celsr3
Product: cadherin, EGF LAG seven-pass G-type receptor 3
Exons: 37
Coding region: 510-12467 (3985 amino acids)
Biological process (GO): homophilic cell-cell adhesion; G protein-coupled receptor signaling pathway; cell surface receptor signaling pathway
Cellular component (GO): plasma membrane
Molecular function (GO): G protein-coupled receptor activity; calcium ion binding
Source: RefSeq, a predicted model, not a curated record